AUGAAUUGGGGCAGGGAGGCAGUGGCUGAAUAUGGCUUACAAGACAUAGGAUUCGAUGGAUACCCGUUUACUUGGACCAAUGGGCGCAAGGGGAAGAUCAACAUUCAAUGUAGAUUGGAUAGAGGUUUUGCUAAUGAAGCUUGGAUUUCGAGACUCCGCCCUAUCAAGGUAACACACCUUUUGCAUUGUGGAUCUUAUCACGCGGAGAUUAGAAUUAAGUUAGAGAGUUUUUUAAGUGAAGAAGAAAACAAAUGCAAUCAUAUCUUCAAGUUUGAAGAUAUAUGGGCGAGGGACGAUAGAUGUGAAGGUUUAGUGGAACAGAAUUGGAAGGGGAAUGAUUUUACUGGUUACAAUAAAGUUAUGUCUGUGUCGAGAGUUGUGGAGGAAUUCAAGGAGUAUAGGUGUGGGAACAUUCAAAAAGACCUCAUACGAAUUGAAGAGAUGCUGAAGGAGGAGGCUAACUGGGAUAGUAGUGAGGACAAUAUCUGGAAUUAUAAAGCUAUUGAGAGCCAAAGGCAGAAUCUCUUAAAGGUGGAAGAGAUCAUGUGGAGGAAGCACAGUAGGGCCCUUUGGUUAUAA
Molecule: messenger RNA, 579 nt
Organism: Vicia faba (fava bean)
Lineage: Eukaryota; Viridiplantae; Streptophyta; Magnoliopsida; Fabales; Fabaceae
Source: the annotation of a GenBank genome assembly